Molecule: messenger RNA, 1233 nt
Organism: Habropoda laboriosa
Lineage: Eukaryota; Metazoa; Arthropoda; Insecta; Hymenoptera; Apidae
Gene: Rpn7
Product: 26S proteasome non-ATPase regulatory subunit 6
Exons: 4
Coding region: 73-1233 (386 amino acids)
Biological process (GO): proteasome-mediated ubiquitin-dependent protein catabolic process
Cellular component (GO): proteasome regulatory particle
Molecular function (GO): protein binding
Source: RefSeq, a predicted model, not a curated record
UUCGUGCUUCGCAAAGCACAAAGUGUCGGUUCAUUGUGUUUAUCGGUACUGUAACUGUACUUUCAAUUUAUAAUGCCGCUAGAAAAUUUAGAAGAAGAGGGUUUGGAGAAAAAUCCGAAUUUGGAAUUAGCUCAAAUUAAAUUUCUAUUGAGCUUGCCGGAACACAAGGAUGAUCCCUUUCUAAAGAACAAACUGUUAGAUGCCAUUAAAGCAGAAAACAUGGCUCCAUUUUACGAAGAGGUCUGUAAAGACUUGGAUUGGCCGGUCGACGAUACUCUUUUGUCCACUAUGAAAGCUAAGAACAUGGAGCAACUGAAAGAAUUGGACGAUGCGAUUGAAGAUGCUGAGAAAAAUUUGGGAGAAAUGGAAGUUAGAGAAGCCAAUCUUAAAAAAUCAGAACAUCUAUGCAGAAUAGGAGACAAAGAAGGUGCCAUUUCGGCAUUCAGAAAAACUUACGAUAAAACUGUAUCGUUAGGUCAUAGAUUAGACAUUGUGUUUCAUAACAUUAGAAUUGGAUUAUUUUAUUUAGAUCACGAUCAUAUUACUAGAAACAUAGAAAAAGCCAAAAGUUUGAUAGAAGAAGGUGGUGAUUGGGAUAGACGAAAUCGUUUAAAAGUCUAUCAAGGAACAUAUUGUAUAGCAGUACGUGAUUUUAAAGAAGCUGCAAAUUUCUUUCUGGAUACAGUUAGUACAUUCACAAGUUACGAACUUAUGGAUUACAAUACAUUUGUGAGAUACACAGUGUAUUUAAGUAUGAUAAGUUUGCCUAGAAAUGAACUUAGAGAUAAAAUUAUCAAAGGUUCAGAAAUUUUGGAAGUGCUUCAUAGUAAUCAAGAUGUCAAAGAUUACUUAUUUUCAUUGUAUAAUUGCCAAUAUGCUGACUUCUUUAAGAAUCUGGCCCAUGUCGAAGGUUUAUUACGCAGGGAUUAUUUAAUCUUCCCACACUAUCGGUAUUAUGUUAGGGAGAUGCGUAUUCUCGCGUACACGCAACUUCUCGAAUCUUACAGAUCAUAUAUAUUUAUAUAUAAAUAUAUUAUUAUUUCGAUUAUUUCUUACAGAGAGGUGUCGCGUUUCAUCGCUGCAGGAAGAUUGCAUUGCAAAGUUGAUCGCGUUGGCGGCGUAGUUGAAACUAACAGACCGGACAGUAAAAAUUGGCAGUAUCAAGCAAUGGUCAAGCAAGGAGAUUUGCUGCUUAAUAGGGUUCAGAAAUUAUCGCGUGUUAUUAAUAUUUAA